UGUACGUGUCAGAGCGCGAGCACCCCGACCAAUGAGGGGCCGCCCCGACCCGUGGUCGCUGGGCUACGCAGUGGAGGCCCGAGGGGAGCGGUUGUCUAGAGACGUCGCGACCAGCUGGCACCUCCCAGGGCACCUCGGCGCACCUCGUGGCACCUCUUGGGCCUCAUCGCGCCGCACCCCACGGCAGAGCUAGCCAGGCCCGUCGGUCGGUCCGUCGGAGAAGGCGCCCCCAACGCCCAGCCGCCGCAUGCCCGGGAAAAGGAGCCGUCGAAAGUCACCCGGUCGCCAGGGGCGGGCCUGCGCCCGCACCACCCGAGCCGGGCUGUCCGCCUCCGUGAGCCACAUGGAGCGCCUCCUGCGGGAGGGCCCUUACGCCCAGUGCCUGAGCUCGUCCGCCCGGGUCUUCCUCGCGGCCACCAUCGAGUACCUGACGGCCAGGGUCCUGGAGCUGGCGGGCGACGAGGCCCAGAUUGUGGGUAGGAGGUGCAUCACCGCAGAGCUGGUGGCCAUGGCGGUCCACAACAACGCCCUGCUCAGCGCCUUCUUCGGAACCCUCGCCAUCUCGCAAGUGGCCCCGACCCAGGAGUAGCUGCCCGACGCGCCCUGGAGGUCCUGGCCCCAGCCCCUCACAGCCCCGGAAGCCCCGGCCUGCCUCCCUGCCUGCCUCCUCGGGCAGACUCGUUGCCAGGCAAUA
Phacochoerus africanus (Common warthog) is the source of this 694-nucleotide messenger RNA. RefSeq names its product histone H2A-Bbd type 2/3-like. Bases 248 to 589 code for a protein of 113 amino acids. The transcript has a single exon. Gene Ontology annotation, molecular function: structural constituent of chromatin; DNA binding; protein heterodimerization activity. Gene Ontology annotation, cellular component: nucleosome. NCBI's taxonomy places the organism in Eukaryota, Metazoa, Chordata, Mammalia, Artiodactyla, Suidae. The record is from RefSeq and is a predicted model, not a curated record.